Messenger RNA from Galeopterus variegatus (Sunda flying lemur), 2439 nucleotides. It is a transcript of the gene PSMF1, whose product is annotated as proteasome (prosome, macropain) inhibitor subunit 1 (PI31). Gene Ontology annotation, molecular function: proteasome binding; endopeptidase inhibitor activity. The record is from RefSeq and is a predicted model, not a curated record. The transcript has 7 exons. NCBI's taxonomy places the organism in Eukaryota, Metazoa, Chordata, Mammalia, Dermoptera, Cynocephalidae. Gene Ontology annotation, biological process: proteasome-mediated ubiquitin-dependent protein catabolic process. The coding region runs from base 103 to 918 and encodes 271 amino acids.
CCGGAACCCGCGAAAGAGCGGAGCGGAGUUACAGGUGCUGGGAGGGUCGAGCCGACUCACUGUGCUUUACCCUUUCUUCGCCCGCAGAAGCCGGGGGCGCUCAUGGCGGGCUUGGAGGUACUGUUCGCGUCGGCGGCGCCAGCCAUCACCAGCGCGCAGGACGCGCUCGUCUGCUUCCUGCACUGGGAAGUGGUGACACACGGCUACUACGGCUUGGGCAUCGGCGACCAGCCUGGUCCCAGUGAUAAGAAAUCAGAACUGCUUCCUGCUGGGUGGAAUAAUAAUAAAGAUCUGUAUGUCCUCCGGUAUGAGUCUAAGGACGGGUCUAGAAAGCUCCUUGUGAAAGCUGUCACCGUGGAGAACAGCAUGAUCAUCAAUGUGCUGGAAUAUGGCUCACAGCAAGUGACAGACUUGACCCUGAACUUGGCCGAUUAUAUCGAUGCAGAACACCUGGGCGACUUCCACAGGACCUACAAGAACAGUGAGGAGCUUCGGUCCCGUAUUGUAGCUGGAAUCAUCACACCUAUCCAUGAGCAGUGGGACAAGGCUGAUUUAAACAGUCCCCACCGGGAGUUCCCCCCUGCCACUGCCAGAGAGGUAGACCCACUUCGGAUUCCCACACACCAACCACACACCAGCCGGCAGCCUCCCUGGCGUGAUCCCCUGGGCCCGUUUGCUGUCGGGGGAGAAGACUUAGACCCCUUUGGGUGUCGGAGAGGUGGCAUGAUUGUGGAUCCUCUGAGAUCUGGCUUCCCAAGAGCACGUAUUGACCCAUCCUCAGGGCUCCCAAACCGGCUUCCUCCAGGAGCUGUGCCCCCAGGAGCUCGCUUCGACCCCUUUGGACCCAUUGGCACUAGCCCAUCUGGACCUAACCCAGACCAUCUCCCCCCACCGGGCUACGAUGACAUGUACCUGUGAAGGCCUCAAGAAUGUAACAUCCCAGCCUUCCCUCUGCUCUCCUGGAGCUACCACCGCUUGCCCCAUCAGCAACCAUGUUCUUGCAGGUUGGGGGCCAGGGACUCUGCCCAUGUGUUUGCAAGCUGGCUGGGAUUGCCACCCUGCCCUUUAUCAGAGUCAGGGCACCUGCAGCUCUCCAUCUGGCUGCAUUUAGAUCCCUAAGAGAAAUCAGUGUGUCUCUCUCACCACCAGCUUCUGCCUACCAACUUCUCCCAAAGGAGAUUCUGGCAACAUAUACCCUCAACCCAAUGCAGUUCCAGUUGCAGCACUAUAAGAACAGAACGCAUUUUGGAUGUUAUUAUUAAGAACCAAAUGUCAAUAUAAAAUUCAUGUUGCCAGUCUACCACUUUUCUUUCUACGUUAAUACACAGCUCAUCCCAGUUAUAAGACUUUAGAGUCUGAGUUUUUGUAGGGCUAAAUUAAAUGACUCUUGCCUACCCAAGGCCCAUUCUUGCCUCUCAGGCACCUUACUUUCAUACAUUGCUGUUGCUCCUGACAUCACUAAGAUGGGUCCCAGUCUGAUGCAUGAAUGGAAAGGAGUGACUGGAAAUCCCAUAGGCUACAAGGAUGACUUUCACAAGGGCUGGCAGUUGUGGAAAGACUGUGUCAUUCUGAUGAUUGCAGAAUCCUCCAGUCGUUCCUGUUCUGGGUCAGUCCUCUGAGUCCGUCUGUGCCUGAGCAGCAGUGACCUAUAAGCAAAGGAAUGAACAGACCAAACCUGAAGGCUAAUCUCAUUUUAGCCACUAACUUACUGAGUGACCCUAAGUAAGUCUAUUCACCUCUUAGGGCCUUGUGCCCUCCUGUGAAAUUGGAGGUGUCUUCCCUGCUCUAAAACAUUCUGAUGUCUCUGUGUAUGGUAACCCCUAAAAACUGCAGCAAAAGGAAAAGAACGAGGGUUCAGAGCUUUAUGUGGUACUUACCUACCGACUCUGUUACUCUGUGUUUCUUGUCCCCCUUGGGGUCCAGACAAGUGCACAGGAGCAUGAGCUCCAUCUGAGUAUGCUGUUGAACUUCAGGAAGAGAAGGGAGCCCCAGCCUCUAGAAGCCUGUGUCUUGUCCAGGCCCGCCUGACCUUCGGUGUUUUCCAGAUCCUUUUCAGCCUCAGGCCUGACUGAUGUGGGUAGUGGUGAGCACACUUAGAUUUUCUAGUAGCAAAGAUCAAAAAGAUAGUCAUAUACAUAAUUCUGUUUUCUGAAAACAGAAAAUUUAGUGAUUCAUCUGUAGAAUCAGCCAUUUUUUGUGUGGGUCUCUUUGCAUCAAGGACAUUGAGGAACAUAGACAAUGUCUCAGAUGUUAUGUGGGGAAGUGAACGGGGUCCUAUAGAAACUUCCUAGUCAAGCUGUUGAUGCCUGUUUUGGUCUGAGCCACUUCCUUCCUCCCAGUCGUGAGUAAUCAUCCAGCAACAAGUAGGAAUGUUUCAGGUGUAUGUUUUGUGGAACCCCAAAAAUUGGAGCCUUAACAAUAAACAUCAGCACUUAAUAA